Molecule: messenger RNA, 4078 nt
Organism: Candoia aspera
Lineage: Eukaryota; Metazoa; Chordata; Lepidosauria; Squamata; Candoiidae
Gene: PLEKHA2
Product: pleckstrin homology domain containing A2
Exons: 12
Coding region: 204-1448 (414 amino acids)
Source: RefSeq, a predicted model, not a curated record
UAGCGGUGUGGGAGACCUUUGUUUUACCUCAUCUCCUCUCCUCUGAGCUUUUGUCUGAGAUGAUGGUCCAGGCCUGGGUCAGCUUUCAGUAUUGCCUGAGCACAUCUAGAUUCAGGGAUGGGUGAGGAGGCUGGAUUCCCUUUGAAUGUACAGUUUUCUUCAAAGGAAGCAAAUGAAAAGAGGGAUGCUAGUAGUGCCCCGGAAUGCCUUAUGUAGAUCGUCAGAAUCGAAUCUGCGGAUUCCUGGACAUUGAGGAUAAUGAAACCUGUGGAAAGUUCCUGCGACGGUAUUUCAUCCUGGAUACCAAAAUCAACAGCCUUCUGUGGUAUAUGGACAAUCCUCAGAACCUGGCUGUAGGCUCGAGAGCAGUAGGAUCCUUACAACUGACCUACAUCUCUAAGGUCAGCGUGGCUGCCCCCAAACAAAAGCCGAAAACACCGUUCUGUUUUGUUAUCAACGCCUUGUCUCAGCGCUAUGUCUUGCAAGCAAAUGACCAAAAAGAUCUGCAAGACUGGGUGGAAGCAUUAAAUACGGCCAGCAAGAUUACGGUACCAAAGCAUGGAAGUUUGUCACUAGCCACAGAAGUGGGAAGGCGCCCAUAUAAGACUGAGAUCAUUGGUGGAGUAGUUGUGCAGACUCCCAUCUCGGUCAACCAGAAUGGAGGGGAUGGCUCUGAAGGCAGUGAGCUCGCAUCUCACCCUUUGUUGAAACGGUCCCAGAGUUACAUCCCAACCACCAAAACACCGGUUGGACCUCUAGUCCUCAAGAGCGGUUACUGUGUCAAACAGGGGAAUGUGAGAAAGAGCUGGAAACGCCGGUACUUUAUGCUGGAUGAAACUUCUGUCAGUUAUUUCAAAUGUGAGCAGGAUAAAGAGCCCCUGCGGUCAAUCCUCCUGAAGGAUGUGCUGAAGACACAUGAAUGUCUCGUCAAAUCUGGUGACCUUCUAAUGAGGGAUAAUCUCUUUGAAAUUAUAACAAGCUACCGGACCUUCUAUAUCCAGGCCUACAGCCCUGAAGAGAUGAAAAGCUGGAUCAAAGAGAUCUCGGGUGCAGUACAGGCCUUAAAGAGCUGCCCCAGAGAAAUGCCUUUGGUGAGGUCAGUCUCGAUGGAUAAACGAGGGAGUCCCUCCUUGUCCAGCUCCGCCACAUCCUCCAUCGCACGGCUAAAGCAGCGAGGAGAGGAGUCCGGGGUUGGUCACAAAGGCCCUGCCACUUCUUGCUGGCUCCCGUGGAUGCCCGUGCCCCAGUUGGAAGAGAAGCAGCAGCCAGGGUCAAAGGAGAAGGCUGAUCAGCUGAGCAACUCUGGGUUUGCCCCUUUGUUUGCUGAGCGAGAUGCUGGAGACCCCCAGGUCCGGCGUCUCCGGCACAGGUCGGAACCCCAGAACUCCAAAGAGCACCGCUUUCUGAUUGAUUUGGAUGAUGAAAACAUCCGAACCUCAGACGUGUGACUGCACAGCAGGGUGGACGUUGCCAGGAAACAGGCAAUCUAAGGGUGGGAUGUUCUGGAUGAACACCAGCUACCUUGCACCUGCUCCAGAUGCUGAGAUGGAACAGAUACUGCAAUGCAACAAACUUAAAGCUGAGAAGGACCUACACAUAUGUGGGGACCGCAUGCCCUGCCAGAGCCUUCUCAAGACCAGGACAAUUCAGAGGGUGCCAGCAUGUUCAAGAUGGUCCUGCUUCAAGUCUGUUGAGGAUGUAGAACCAUGCAAUGGACCCCGCCCCAUUUGCCGUGAGAUGCUGUUCAUUCCACUAUCGUUGCUUCCUGUCGAGUGGAGGGAAGGCCAUAUCAUUCAGCUGGAGGCCUUGAUGAAUAUGAUGCUUUCCUGUCUGUGUGCUUGUGCAAAAGGUGUUUCUUUACUAGAGUUACCUGGACCAAACAGCCACAUAGUAUAUGUUCCCUUCCUGUUCUGGUAGCAGCAACAGAGUGGUUUUGCUUGAUCAGUGGAUGAGUUGAAGGCAGCUCAUCCUGCUUUAUGUCCAAAGCUUAGACUAUGUCUUGGAAGAGAGCUUGGAAUGCUGUUCAAGAAUACUGUGCCAAAAAGAUAUAUAUAUUCUGCAUUUUUCCCCAUUCAAUUUGAUUGAUGUAGGCUGGGGAAGCCCGCCUUCCUCCCUCACUUCCUCUCUCUCAUGGGUGAAAUUCUCAGAUGAGAAUAUGAGGUUCUGGUACUUGCCUGAGUUACAAGGUAGCCAAGAUUUUGAGCCCUUCAUAAUACAAUUGUUUCUAGCAGGGAUAAUGAAUUCAGUCCCUUGGCUACCAAGGAGCAGUAUAGUAGGGUGAAAAACAUCACCCCACACAUUCUAAAGAAAUUCAAAAGCAGGCUGGGAAUGAGGUAUACAUAAAAUCCACACAGAAGAAGGGAAUUUUCAAAAAACUGGAGAGAGGAAACAGAGCAAGCACAUCCUCAUUGAAAGAGCAUCUUUUUUUAUUCUUGUCUGGGGUCUAUGAGACUGUGAAAAAAAAAAUGGAGAUACCAAAAUACUUUUUCCAUAGUGAAUACCAAAUGAUAGUUUAGUAUUGAGCAAUGACAUUGUCUUAUGCUGGCCAGAUAGUGAUUCCUAGAGUUGAGUAAUUGUUUUAAUGACUGCUCAGGGUUCACCAAGAUUUCAAACCGGGGUCUUUCCCAGUAACCUUUGGAUCCUGGGGACCUGGGGGUGCAAGCAGGUGGUAUGCCCCAACACUUUGAUCUACUAUGAUGAGUGGGAAUGAACAUCUUGCAAGCAGCAGGAGGACGUAGACCUCAUGUAGCCUUUGCAAGAUUGCUUCCUCUUCCUCUAGAAUUUUCAGGACAGCUGGGCUGGAGGGCAGAAGAAAUUUAGUUCAGAAGAUGUUGGAGCUGCCAAUGUGAGGAAUACAUGGCUGUCAUAUGAAGAAGGAGAACAGAACUAAGUCCCACCCUUCCCAAACAAAGCCCAGCUUCUUGCUUUGUUCUCCUGUUAGCCUUUCCUGGGGUGCAGCUUUACAGGCCGGGGCUACCUGGAAAGCUUUGAUAAAUGAAGAUGAGUUCCUAGUCUGCAUCAAGUCAGCAGGUAGAGGGGGCAGGAGGCUCUGAAUGGUGAGGAGAGGCAGGAGAAAGGCUUUCCUAGGGAGAGCUAGUUCCAUUCUUCAACAUUUCCUUGUAUGCACGAGAUUUCCAAAUAGUAAUCUUACCCAAGCUUGCUGUUCAGAGUGUAACUCUCCCCUUAAAGAGGAUAGAACUUCAGGAGAUUUUGUGAGCACAGCAGAUGGGGUACAGAUUUGCAAUUCCAGAUGUAUGAUGCACAUCCUGGCUUCCAUUAGUUGGCAGGAAGCAUUCUGUGGAGCAGAUGAGGAGGAACCACCCUCCUGUUUUGAGCCAUAGGCUUAAGGUUAAAUCCUGUGUUCAACUGGGUCAAGACUACUCUUACAAAAUGUGUGAAUGUCUGUGAUAUCAAGAUACUCAGGUGUGCAUCCUUUCGUACUUCAAUUAAUUCAGGAACAUAAAAGAGUUUUUUAAAAUGCAGUAUGAUGCCUAUUUUGCCCUUGCUUCAGAUUCAUGCUAAGCACUAAGCAAAAUAAUAUUUGUUUUGAGAUGUGAAGCAAUAGGUGAAUUUGGAGCACUUUUCACUAAGCGUCAUGGGUACUGCAAGAAAAGAAUAUUGGCUUAAAUCAUCCACAUUAUUCUACCCCCUCAAAAGAAAAUGAAAAGCUCUAGUUGCAGCCUGUGUAAUUUAAGGAACUUGAAUCAUUUGCAUCUUUUUUUUUCCUUUCUGAUGUAAUUGAAUUUUUGCUAUGGGUAUAACUUGGUCCACAGCCUUAUGUGAAGGUUCGGUGCUCAGACUUGGAAGUAAGCUCUGCUAAAAUCAGGUACCAUGCGCUGUUCUCUGGUUUUACCAUUGAUGACAGGGAGGCAAGAAAGAAAGCAGAGCGGUAAGGCAUUAUGUUGUGGGCCACCGGAUUUUUUGACACCCACUUGUAUGCAUGCUUAGUUGCAAAAGGGUCCUGAAAAGUUAAAUGGGGCUUAUUCCCAAACCAAUGGACACACAAUCACAGCUUUCAUCCACUUAUUUGCUUUUGAGAUUUUUAAACCAUUGUUAAUACAUAAAAUUAUGGCCAGAA